Helianthus annuus (common sunflower) is the source of this 715-nucleotide messenger RNA. RefSeq lists its product as uncharacterized. The transcript is spliced from 2 exons. The record is from RefSeq and is a predicted model, not a curated record. The coding region runs from base 125 to 646 and encodes 173 amino acids. NCBI's taxonomy places the organism in Eukaryota, Viridiplantae, Streptophyta, Magnoliopsida, Asterales, Asteraceae.
UGGAGAGUGGUUGGGUCGGGAAGAGCACGUGUCCCAAGCACAGAUCUUCAUAAAGUACGUCUUAUAAUAACUAUCUAUCUAUCAACAGAAACGAUUAAUAACUAACAAAAGGUUUCUGGUCGAGAUGGAAGGAGACGAGAGGAGCGGUAACAAGAGAGGAAGAGAUGAUGAGAAGGUUAUUGGAAGACUUGAAAAACGGCCAAGUGUUGUUGAGGAAUACAGUUACACUUAUAGUGGUGAUGAGAUGAUUAAUGGAGUCAAAUAUGAAGAAGAAAAGGACACUCCUACGAAAGGUACGGGUAUGGUUACUGGUACUGGUAGUGUAUCUGUUACCAGUACGGGUACGGAUGAUACUGUUACUAGUACGGGUACGAGUAUAUGUACUGGCACUGGUACUGGGUUGUUCGAUCAACUCAUUACCAAUCUGGUUAGUAGUCCCAGACCCGAUAAUCAAUCGGAGAAAGGAGAGGUGGCGAAGAAGGGAGAAGUGGUGGAGGACGGUGGUUGUGAGGAUGGGAAAGAUUGUGGUGGGAGUGAGAGCGUCAUCGAUAACAUUGUGGCCCAGUUGCCUAGAACUCUCUCAGAGGAUACAGGACCGGCGACGGACGAGGCUUCGAUUCUGAUACACUCCAUCAUUCAUGACUAGAUUAGAAUUAGAAUUUUGAUUUUGUAUGCUGACUUUUUUUUAAUAAUGGUGUUGACCUGUUGUUUAUAA